Messenger RNA from Pyrus x bretschneideri (Chinese white pear), 3331 nucleotides. RefSeq names its product ion channel DMI1. Gene Ontology annotation, biological process: monoatomic ion transport. The record is from RefSeq and is a predicted model, not a curated record. The transcript is spliced from 12 exons. Bases 18 to 2846 code for a protein of 942 amino acids. NCBI's taxonomy places the organism in Eukaryota, Viridiplantae, Streptophyta, Magnoliopsida, Rosales, Rosaceae.
GAAACUGAAGGAGAAAAAUGGUGGAUGGCAAUGAUGACCCGUCGUCGAAGCCGAAAAAGUCGGAGAGUCCUCCGCAGCUCAAGAAAUCACGAACCGUCAUCACCACCACCGCAUCCGACGACGCGGAGCCCACAACCCCAAUCUUCCCGGGCCCGCUCUUCCCCGCCGUCCGACGCACCUCCACCCUCCCUCCCACCUCCCGCCAGUGGCCGCCGCCCGAUCGCCCCGCCUCCUUCUCCUCCUCCUCCUCCUUCAAUGCGCCCGCCGACCACCGAGACUUCUCCGACCGCGAUUGGGUCUUCCCUUCCUUCGUUGUCCCUCAGAACACUUCCAAACGCGGCAAGAAGCUCCCCUCCUCCUCCUCUGAUUCCCGUGCCGCGCAUGCUAAUAAGCUGGUGGACGCGCCGCGACGGAUCGCCUCUCAGCCUCCUCCUGCGGCCUUGGUCCCGAAGCCGGAGGCUGAGAGGCAGAAAUUGAAGGUGGUGCCGAAUCUAACUUCUGCCUCUUCUGCUAGUGAGUCGACUCGGCCGAGUUCGAGGCGGACUGCGGAGUUCAAGCGUUCUUUGUUACUAGUUGUGGUAAAGCCAUUUUACUCCAAAACUCUCACUUUCACUUGGAUAUUAUCUGUACCUUAUGCACUUUAUCUCCGGCAGAGAGUUGCAGAACUUGAGGAAUGGUGUAACCCUAAAAAUAUUGGUUCAAAUAACAGCAUUAAGGAUUUUCUGGUGGAGAAGAAUCCAUCACUAUUUCAUUUUAGUGCUGAAAGAAGAACUGUUGCUUUGUAUAUUGUGGUCUUUACAAUUACUAUCCCAUUUGUAUUGUAUAAACAUCUUGAUUCUCUUUCCCAAAUAAGGAGUCUCUCAAAACGGAUCAAGAAGAACAACGAGGAGGUUCCCAUAAAGAAGAGGAUUGCAUAUAUGGUUGAUGUGUGUUUCUCCGUCUAUCCAUACGCCAAGCUGCUUGCUCUUCUCUUUGCAACGAUGUUUCUUAUAGGGUUUGGUGGAUUGGCAUUAUACGCAGUCAAUCAAAACAGCUUUGCUGAAGCUCUUUGGCUCUCAUGGACUUUUGUUGCUGAUUCUGGAAACCAUGCUGACACAGAAGGCAUCGGGCCAAGGAUAGUUUCUGUCUCUAUUAGUUCAGGAGGCAUGCUAAUAUUUGCAAUGAUGCUUGGGCUUGUUUCUGAUGCUAUAUCAGAGAAGGUUGAUUCACUGCGGAAAGGGAAGAGUGAAGUCAUUGAAAGGGACCACAUCCUCAUUCUUGGAUGGAGUGACAAAUUGGGCUCACUUCUAAAGCAGCUAGCAAUAGCAAACAAGAGUGUUGGUGGUGGAGUUGUCGUUGUACUUGCUGAAAGAGACAAGGAGGAAAUGGAGCUGGAUAUAGCAAAGCUUGAAUUUGACUUCAUGGGGACUUCAGUUAUAUGCAGAAGUGGCAGCCCUCUUAUACUGGCCGACCUGAAGAAGGUCUCAGUUUCAAAAGCACGUGCUAUCAUUGUAUUGGCAUCUGAUGAAAAUGCAGAUCAGAGUGAUGCACGUGCUUUGAGGGUUGUGCUCAGCCUUACAGGGGUGAAAGAGGGCUUGAGGGGUCAUGUUGUCGUAGAGAUGAGUGACCUUGACAAUGAGCCUCUGGUGAAGCUUGUUGGAGGAGAACUCAUUGAAACAGUUGUAGCACAUGAUGUGAUUGGACGGUUGAUGAUACAGUGUGCUCUGCAACCUGGUCUUGCACAGAUAUGGGAGGACAUAUUGGGUUUUGAGAAUGCUGAGUUUUACAUCAAAAGGUGGCCUCAACUGGAUGGUCUUCGUUUUGAAAAUGUGCUUAUUUCAUUUCCUGAUGCAAUUCCUUGUGGAAUUAAGGUUGCUGUAGAUGGUGGAAAGAUAAUCUUAAAUCCGGAUGAUAACUAUGUUAUGAAAGAAGGGGAUGAAGUUCUUGUUAUAGCGGAAGAUGAUGACACUUAUGCUCCUUGUCCCUUUCCAGAGGUUUGUGCAGGUUACUGUCCAAAGACAGUUGAACCCCCCAAGUACCCCGAGAAGAUAUUGUUUUGCGGCUGGCGUCGGGAUAUAGACGAUAUGAUUAUGGUUCUAGAGGCAUUCCUGCCUCCAGGUUCAGAACUUUGGAUGUUCAAUGAAGUUCCUGAAAAAGAAAGGGAUAAGAAGCUUACAGAUGGUGGACUGGAUGUUUCUAGAUUGGAGAACAUUAAGCUUGUCCACAGAGAAGGAAAUGCUGUGAUCAAACGACAUUUAGAGAAUCUUCCUUUGGAGACUUUUGAUUCUAUAUUAAUUCUUGCAGAUGAAUCACUAGAGGACUCUGUUGUUCAUUCUGACUCAAGAUCACUUGCCACUCUUCUCCUCAUACGAGAUAUACAGUCAAAGCGUCUCCCUGACAAAGAUACAAAGGCAACUUCUUUGCGAUUAUCAGCAUUUUCACACAGCUCUUGGAUCCGUGAAAUGCAGCAAGCUUCUGACAAGUCGAUCAUAAUUAGUGAAAUUCUGGAUUCUAGGACUAGAAACUUGGUCUCAGUUUCUAGAAUCAGUGAUUAUGUGCUAUCAAAUGAACUGGUUAGUAUGGCGCUGGCAAUGGUGGCUGAAGACAAGCAAAUUAAUCGCGUCCUUGAGGAGCUAUUUGCUGAAGAGGGAAAUGAGAUGUGCAUUAAACCAGCAGAACUCUAUUUAUAUGACCAGGAAGAACUCAGCUUUUACGAUAUUAUGCUCAGGGGUCGUCAAAGGCAGGAGAUUGUGAUUGGAUAUCGUCUUGUAAACACAGAGCGAGCCAUAAUUAAUCCAUCACCGAAGUCAGAGCGAAGGAAAUGGUCCCAUGAUGAUGUUUUCGUUGUCAUCUCUGUAAGUGAAUGAAACCUCAGUUUACCGAUGUGCUAAAAUUGUCUCCACUCCCAACCCUACUGAUUUAACCUUUUCACGGCAUUAGUUACUGUCUACUGUAUACUUGAAGAGAAUUCCGUCGUAGUUUUUAAAAUGGCGGUUCUUACCGGAGUUGAUGACAUCCCCUUCCGCUUGAAAAUUAUCGGUAUAUACUAUUGAUGUUUAGGAUUUAUACAGCCGACCUCACUUAAUGGGAUAAAGCUUGGUUGUUGUUGUUGUUGUAUCGAUGAUUGAUGUUUGUCCCAUAAAGGGAGUAGUAUCAAUUGGUUGAUGUUAACUUAAAUCAGAAUAUGCAACUUAGUUGAGUCGAUGACGGGAUUAGAAGCGCAUUUAUGUUGUACUAUUCGAAGGAAGCUUUUCUUAAGAAAUUUGUAGAUUUGUAUUGUUAUGAACAAAAUGUUGUAUGGAAACAUUCCUGAACAAUAGUGGAUUACUUAUUCAGAAAAGCUCGUUGAACU